Messenger RNA from Motacilla alba alba, 2740 nucleotides. Its product is annotated as zinc finger protein 850-like. The coding region runs from base 1 to 2259 and encodes 752 amino acids. NCBI's taxonomy places the organism in Eukaryota, Metazoa, Chordata, Aves, Passeriformes, Motacillidae. The transcript has 5 exons. The record is from RefSeq and is a predicted model, not a curated record.
AUGCGCUUCAGCCAUAGGUCCAACCUAAUCGGCCACCAGAGGACCCACACUGAGGAGAGGCCCUACGAGUGUUCCAAGUGUGGGAAAAGGUUUAAGAUUAGGCCCCAUCUCCUCCGGCACUAUCAGACUCACACAGAGGAGAAGCCCUUCCGCUGCCCCGACUGCGCGAAGGGAUUCAGGCACAACUCCAACCUCAUCAGGCACCGGCGCAUCCACACCGGGGAGAGGCCCUACGAGUGUGAGGAGUGCGGGAAAUGCUUCAGCGAAAGCUCCAACGUGAUCAGGCACCAGAGAAUCCACACUGGGGAGAAGCCCAACAAGUGUUCCAACUCGGACCUCAUCAAGCACCAGAGGACCCACACUGGGGAGAGGCCCUACGAGUGUUCCAAGUGUGGGAAGAGAUUUCAGACCACCUCCAGUCUCUUCCUGCACUAUCAGAUUCACACAGAUGAGAGGCCCUUCCGCUGCCCCGACUGCGCGAAGGGAUUCAACCGCAACUCCGACCUCGAAGGCAACGGGGAGGAAAAGGCCCCGAGAUGCCGCACGAGGAGGGGCUGCAAAGGCAGAUGGCGGCGAUCUGAGGGGGAAAGACCCAGCCUGGGCCGGGAAGGCGGCCGGAGAUCGAGCCAGAGCUCGGAGCUGGUGCUCCAUGAGCAGCCCCAUGAUGGGGAGAAGCCCCACACGUGUGAGGAGUGUGGGAAGAGCUUCAGGUGGAGCUCCAAGCUGAUUGAGCACCAGAGGAUCCACACUGGGGAGAAGCCCUACGAGUGUGGGGAGUGCGGGAAGAGAUUCAGCCACAGCUCCAUGCUCAUCAUGCACCACAGGACCCACACCGGGGAGAGGCCCUUCGAGUGUGGGGAGUGUGGGAAGAGAUUCAUGUGGCGCUCCCACCUGCAUCAGCGCAUCCACAGUGUUGAGAGGCCCUACGAGUGUUCCAAGUGUGGGAAGACGUUUAAGAUCAGCUCCCAUCUCCUCCUGCACUAUUGGGUUCACACGGAGGAGAAGCCCUUCUGCUGCCCCGACUGCGGGAAGAGAUUCCUGCGCAAGUCCCACCUCGUCAGGCACCGGCGCAUCCACACCGGCGAGAAGCCCUACGAGUGUUCUGAAUGUGGGAAGUGUUUUGGGACCACCACCCAUGUUCUCCUGCACUAUGGGAUGCACACGGAGGAGAGGCCCUUCCACUGCCCCGACUGCGGGAAGGGAUUCAUGCAGAACUCCCAGGUCAUCGCCCACCGGCGCAUCCACACCGGGGAGAGGCCCUACGAGUGUCCCCAGUGUGGGAAGAGCUUCUCACUGCGCUGUAACUUGACCCGACACCAACGGACCCAUGAUGGGGAGAAGCCCCACACGUGCGGGGAGUGUGGGAAGAGCUUCAGUAAAAGGUGCGACUUGAUCAAGCACCACAGGACCCACACAGGGGAGAGGCGCUACGAGUGUGGGGAGUGUGGGAAGAGCUUCAGCAAUAGCUCCAACCUUAUCAGGCACCAGAGGACCCACACUGAGGAGAGGCCCUACGAAUGUUCCAAGUGUGGGAAAAGGUUUAAGACCUGCUCCCAUCUCCUCCAGCACUAUCAGAUUCACACAGAGGAGAAGCCCUUCUGCUGCCCCGACUGUGGGAAGGGAUUCAAGUGCAACUCCGACCUUGUCAUCCACCGGCGCAUCCACACUGGGGAGAGGCCCUACGAGUGUGGGGAGUGUGGGAAGAGCUUCAGGUGCAGUUCUAGCCUGAUCAAGCACCAGAGGACCCACACUGGGGAGAGGCCAUACGAGUGUUCCAAGUGUGAGAAGAGAUUUCAGACCACCUCCAAUCUCCUACGGCACUAUAUGAGUCACGCAGAGGAGAAGCCCUUCCGCUGCCCCGACUGUGGGAUGGGAUUCAACCGCAAGUCCCGCCUCGUCAGCCACCGGUGCAUCCACAAUGGGGAGAGGCCCUACGAGUGUAGGGAGUGUGGGAAGAGCUUCAGGUGCAACUCCCACCUGAGGAGGCACCAGAGAAUCCACACUGGGGAGAGGCCCUACGAGUGUUCCAAGUGUGGAAAGAGGUUUCAGACCAGCUCCCAUCUCCUCCAGCACUAUCAGAGUCACACAGAUGAGAGGCCCUACCGCUGCCCCGACUGCACGAAGGGAUUCAAGCACAAUUCCGACCUCGUCACGCACCGGCGCAUCCACACUGGGGAGAGGCCCUACGAGUGUCCCAAGUGUGGGAAGAGCUUCUCACAGCGCAGUAACUUGACCCGACACCAACGGAGCCACCGCUAAUGGAAGGCCUGCGAGCGCCCCGAGUGCGGGAAGAGCUUUGUGCGCUGCUCCAGCUCCAUCCCCCUCUGAAGGAGCCACGCUGGGCACAGCCCUGGUGACCCACAUUCCCUGUGAUCCGUGCUGGGAACACACCUGGCUGCUUCUCCUUUUGCUUUGGCCUUAAUUUCUUUCUCUUCUCCAUCUCUCUGCAGUCCAAAAGCCAAGAGGGAUGGAUCUGUCUCUUCAAAACCACUCAAAUCCUACUGAAAAGAGCUUUCUUUUAGCCCAUAAAGGCUCAAUACUACCUCAAGAUGGCUUCUUCCCACCUCAGGAAAAAACCUCAAUCCCACACCAAACCCACUUGAUUCCACAGCCACCAGGCUGAGAUGGGGUUGGGAGGAGACUGGGAGAAGUGGGAUCCCAGUUGGGAGCAGUGGGAUGGGGAUUGUGGUGGGCUGGGUGUGUGGGAUGUAUUUGAUAGCAAAUAAAACUCUCAGACUUA